AGCUCGACGUACGAGACCCACGUACAGGAGUCGAGGACGCUUCCUAUCAUCGACUAAAGUCAACGCCGGUCUUAUACGAACGGAAAAGAAUAUUAUCGCUGAAAGAAAAGAAACGUAAUUCAACAGAGUUUUUUCUUCAAAGGAUUUAAUUAGUGGACGCGAAGUCGUGAGUGGCACCGUAUAUCAGAUAAAAAAUGACACAGAUAAAAGAGGAUUAAACUGUAGGAAUGUUUGGACAAUGAUGAGAACAAUAUCUACACAGUAAGGAGAGACUUCAGAGCCGACAGGUAUGGCUUGAUUUCCCACCCCGGGGAAGCGGUGGGACAAUACUGUCGGAGGCGCUCAUGUUUCUGUGGAAAAGAAGGAAAGUUUGUUGCGCUGCGCUCGGAUACUAGACUACUUUGUGAGUGGCGAAGGCUGCUGUGACUGAUCCUCAUCUCUGUGGCUGAGCCUGCCUGGUUCGGUGUCGGCUCAGAAGUGUGAACAAUGUCCAAACCCGUGGUAAAGAAAACCCACUGGACCUCCAAAGUGAACGAAUGCACCGUCUGUAAAGAUGCCCGCGGUGACUUGAACGUGUCACUGCGCGGCGGUGCGGAGAACGGAGAGUUCGCAUAUAUUGGGCAAAUUAAGGAGGAUGUGGUGGUUUACAAAAGUGGAAAAUUAAAUGAAGGAGAACUAUUGUUAGAGGUGGAGAACCUCUCGAUUUCGGGAUUACCAUUGUACGACAUACAGACGGUAAUAAAGAACUGCAAAGGUCCCGUGAGAUUGAAAACGGUCAGACAAGGAACCAAGCUGACUAAGGACCUGAAGCAUUACCUGAGCCUGCGCUUCCAGAAGUCGUCGCCUGACCACGAACUGCAGCAGACCAUACGUGACAACCUGUACCGCCACGCAGUGCCUUGUACUACCCGCGCCCCACGUGAAGGAGAAGUUCCUGGUGUGGACUACAACUUCCUCUCAGUAGAGGACUUCCUGGAGUUGGAAAAAACUGGGACUCUGCUGGAAAUAGGAACAUAUGACGGUAACUAUUAUGGGACACCCAAGCCACCAGAGCAGCCCCCAAGUGGGAAAGUGAUCAGCAGUAGCCGUAGUGGCGGUGAUGCCCCACUGCCAGACGGGCUCAGCCGUAGCCUGCCGGGCUCACAGCACUCCACUCCCCAACGAGCCAAGUCCUACAAUGACAUGCAAAAUGCUGGACUAGUGUUUGGAGAGCAGCAGCAGGAGGACGACGAGGACCUCCCUGACAUGAACAGCAGCUUAACAGGAGAUUCUAGUGAAUUAGACGAAAUUCAUCACUCAGUGCGCCCCUUUGCCCCCCGCCAGAGUGACCUGUCCUACCCAGGGACAACCCCCUCACCAUCGGCCACCACGGAGAGCACACAGCAGACACACUCUCACCUGAGCCAUCCUCCCCCGGAGGACCCGCUGGGACCUCUGCCUGACAACUGGGAGAUGGCCUACACCGAGAACGGAGAGGUCUACUUCAUAGACCACAAUACAAAGACCACCUCCUGGAUAGACCCUCGGUGCCUGGACAAACCUCAGAAACCCCUGGAAGAAUGUGAAGAUGAUGAAGGGGUACACACAGAGGAGCUGGAUAAUGAUCUAGAACUUCCACCUGGAUGGGAGAAAAUAGAUGAUCCAGUGUAUGGGGUCUACUAUGUUGAUCAUAUCAACAGGAAGACCCAGUAUGAAAAUCCCGUGCUGGAGGCUAAGAGGCGCAGGCAGCUGGAACAGCAGCAGCCUCAGCCCCAAAGCCAGCAGCCACCUGAAGGUGAGCGCUACAUCCGAGAGUGGAUCGAGGACUCGGCAUUGGCAGGGGCCCCGUUGGCCAGCUAUGCGGCCAGUCACGAGACCUACAGGGACCCUCAGACAGGUCCCCCUGUGCCCAAUGCCAUGGGACAAAAACGAGGGAAGCCUUUCUUUACUAGGAACCGGUCCGAACUGAAGGGGACCUUCAUCAACACCAAACUGAAGAAGAGUCGGCGGGGCUUUGGUUUUACCGUCGUUGGAGGGGACGAGCCAGACGAGUUCCUCCAGAUAAAGAGUUUGGUUCUCGAUGGACCUGCCGCCCUCGAUGGCAAGAUGGAGACAGGGGACGUGAUCGUGAGCGUCAACGACACCUGUGUGCUUGGCUACACUCACGCUCAAGUUGUGAAGAUCUUUCAGUCAAUCCCUAUUGGUUCCAUGGUCAACUUGGAGCUGUGCCGUGGCUACCCACUGCCUUUUGACCCUGACGACCCAAACACCAGCUUGGUUACCUCAGUGGCUAUUCUUGACAAAGAGCCCAUCAUUGUCAAUGGCCAGGAAGUGUCAAACAGCUACAAUUCGCCAUCCAGCCACGGCAGUCAGAGCACCAGCAACGGCCCAUCUAACGGCGGGGUGCCCCUCAACGGCCUUCCCCGACCCCUGAGCCCCUCCACAGAGGUGGCUUCUGAUACCUCUUCCCAGCUCGGUUACUCAAGCGACGUGGUAACCCUGGCCUCUGCCAUCGCAACGCAACCAGAACUCAUCACUGUACACAUGGAGAAAGGAGACAAGGGCUUUGGCUUCACCAUCGCGGACAGUCCCGGUGGUGGAGGGCAGAGGGUGAAGCAGAUCGUGGACUACCCACGGUGCCGAGGCCUCAGGGAGGGUGACAUCAUCGUGGAGGUGAACAAGAGAAAUGUGCAGAGCAUGUCUCACAACCAGGUGGUGGAUCUGCUCAGCAAGUGUCCUAAAGGCAGUGAGGUCACCAUGCUGGUGCAGAGAGGAGUGGCACCUGCAAAGAAGAGCCCAAAACUGGAUUACUAUGAUCUGGCUCCACCAUACAGAGAUUACACUAGGAGGCAGUUGUCAAGGAAGGACAGUCAGAACAGCUCCCAGCAUAGCGUCUCCAGCCACCGGAGUACCCACACAGACUCACCUGUGCACUCGUCCCUGGCACCUCCUCUCAGCGAGAGCAACGCUCCCCCGCCCCCCUCGCAGCCUUUGCCAGGCCUCCCGAGCCAGGACUCCCAAGCAGAAGGGACCAUCCAGAGAAAACCGGAUCCCUUUAAGAUCUGGGCCCAGUCCAGGAGCAUGUAUGAAAGUAGGCUUCCCGACUUCCAGGAGCAGGACAUCUUCCUGUGGAGGAAGGACACUGGGUUCGGCUUCAGGAUCCUCGGAGGCAACGAGCCAGGAGAACCUAUCUACAUCGGCCACAUAGUGAAGUACGGUGCUGCAGAUGAGGAUGGGCGCCUGCGAUCUGGUGAUGAGCUGAUAUGUGUGGACGGCACAGCGGUGGUGGGCAAGUCGCACCAACUGGUGGUGCAACUGAUGCAGCAGGCUGCCAAGCAAGGCCACGUGAACCUCACUGUGCGGCGCAAAACCGGCUACGCAGUUAAAGCUGAGGGAGAUGUACCUCCAUCACCAGCCUCUUCGCACCACAGCAGCAACCAGGCGCCCAGUUUGACAGAGGAUAUAGGAAAGCGCACCUUACAGGGCAGCCAGAAUUCCCUGAACACUGUCAGCUCCGGCAGCGGCUCCACCUCCGGCAUCGGCAGCGGCGGAGGAGGCGGACCCAUUGUGGGAGGCAGUGGGAACAUUGUGGUCGCUGCUGCAGCUGCCACCACCUCUUCUCAGCCCCCCCCUAACACCACCUCCACUGUUUCCUCCUCCUCCGCUCUGCAGCCCUACGAUGUGGAGAUCCGCCGCGGGGAGAAUGAAGGAUUUGGAUUUGUCAUCGUCUCAUCAGUGUCCCGGCCCGAAGCGGGCACCACUUUCGCUGGAAAUGCAUGUGUGGCCAUGCCUCACAAAAUAGGGCGCAUUAUUGAGGGGAGCCCAGCGGACCGCUGCGGAAAGUUGAAGGUUGGCGACCGCAUCCUGGCUGUCAAUGGAUGCUCCAUCACCAACAAGUCCCACUCGGACAUCGUCAACCUCAUCAAGGAGGCUGGGAAUACCGUCACACUACGCAUCAUUCCUGGAGAUGAGUCAUCAAAUGCAUCUUUGUUGACAAAUGCAGAGAAGAUCGCCACUAUAACCACCACUCACACACCUCAGCAACAGGCUGCACCUGAGGCCAGGAACACCAAACCAAAACAGGAAUCUUUUGAAUUCAUACCCCCUCAAGGACCCCCUCCCCAGCCACCAACCCAGCAAGCUUCACCUCAGGAUGCUGAGUUCUACUCGGCGGACCUGGAGCGAGACAGCAAAGGCUUUGGCUUCAGCCUGCGAGGAGGCAGAGAAUACAACAUGGACCUGUAUGUUCUGAGGCUCGCCGAGGACGGAGCAGCUGUGCGCAAUGGAAAGAUGAGGGUCGGCGAUGAAAUCUUGGAGAUCAACGGCGAGAGCACCAAGGGGAUGAAGCACGCACGAGCCAUCGAGCUCAUCAAGAACGGAGGCCGACGCGUCCAUCUGGUGCUCAAGAGGGGUGACGGCUCUGUGCCUGAAUAUGACGGCACCCCCAACGACAGCAGCGCUGCCGAGCCAGCCGCAGGGUUACAAAACGCUGCGGAAGUGAGGACCCUGCCCCCAACCAACGCACCAUCAGAGUCAAGCUAUCCACCAGAACCCCAGCAACCAUCCCGGAGCAAGACGGAGCCGAGCCGCCGUGCUAAGGGCACUGGCAAGCACCACCGUUCCAACCACCGCCACCACUCCCCCAACAAAUCCGGCACAGGAAAACACAAGGGAAGGAAGUCCGCGGGGAAGGAUCUGCCCAAGCUAUCCAAGAAGGAUGAUAAGAAAAGUGACGGCCACCGCCACCAUUCUAGUGGACACCAUCGUAGCCGCCACCGCUCAGCUAAUAAGAGGCACAGGUCGCACAGUGCGGAAAAUACCCUGGAUAGCCGACAUGGGGGACACCAUCACCGGGGCCGCUCUCCGGAUCGGCACCGCCGUCACCGUUCCCCUCACCGUUCCCCUCACCGCUCUCCUCGCCGAUCUCCCCAUCGCUCUCCUCACCGCUCACCUCACCGUCACAGGUCCCCACACCGCUCUCGGCAUCACUCCCCCACAAGACGUCGCCACCACUCCACAGACCCCUACCGUCGCCACCACUCCACAGACCCCUACCAGUUUGCCGCCCCAGAGAUGCAGAACCGCACCAAUGAGAAGCCAACUGGAAAUGAGGCCGUAUUGAAGGAGCCAGUCAAGUCUUCUGAACCCAGCCUCCCUUUCGAGGACAGCAUCCUUCGUGAGUCCUCAUCACUGGACCGCCUGAACAGAGAAGCCACGCUUCCGCUGCUGCGAAGAGAGGAUCGCCUGCUGAUGAGAGCCUCCUCCAUGGAGAGGGCCUACAGAGGGAACAGACUGCUGAGUGACAUGGCAUCCCGGGACCAGACGGAUUUCUACAGAGGAGACAGACUGCUAAAGGACAUGGCACCCCGGGACCAGAAAGAUUUCUACAGAAACGCUCCCCUGCCUAGAGUCCACACCCCUGAUUCAGAUUCAGAUUACCAGAGAUAUAGCUCGCUGCUGAGGGGGCGUUCACCAGCAUUGAUGGAGAGGGAUGGGCGUUACGGCAGCCGAGAUAGCACUCCUGAACCUCGGUAUCGAGCCCACAGCCUGGGACGAGACAUCUCCCCAAUCAGGAGCUUCAGCAGGGACGACUCGGAGGACGAAGAGGACGAUGACCAUUUUGUAGCGGCUAAAGUGAGAGAGUACUACAGCACGCUCAAGACCAACACCAGUCGCUCGUCCAAGCCCGCACUCCCUGAACCUAAGAAGAUGUACAAGGAGAAUCCCAAAGACCUGAGCAUCUGAUUGGAAAGCUGUCAGCCAAUCACAGAAACAACCCACGCAACACCUCAAGAACUCACCUCCAUUAUCACUUGGUUCUACAGGAAUGCACCUACUUGUGUACAUGUACUUACACACUACACCUCAACACACACACAUCCAACACAGGUUCACUCACAUAAACACAAAGUUGUGUUACUAACAAGACAGUGAUUCCAAAAUAACUUUUAAAACCUUUUUUUUCUUGUUUUUCUUUAGACAUUCUACAUUUACAGACUUUUACAGAAAAUAUAAAACCAGAAAAAACAAUGAUGUGCCUAACAGUUCCAUUAACAAGCAGCAUUUUUGACUUGAUAUGUUGAGGGCGUUUUGUACCCCACUGUCAGACGAUGAAAUGUAUGUACUUAUCCACGAAGGUCCUAUGGAAGUACUGCGCACCUGGACCACCACUGCCGGUGCUCCCAACGAUGCUGUGCAUGUCUUUACCGGUUUCAGUGUCUCUUUCUCUAUAUUGUCCCUUCUGCCUUCGUUCACACACACUCUCUCUUAUCUCCCUCCUCCCAGUGCCACUGUUUUUUAGACAUUUGACCAGACUAUAGCACAAGCCUGCAUUUGUUUGUAUAUUUUUGACAGUUUGCAGUAUGUGUACAUUCAGAGGUGAUCAUUUUCAAUGAAGGGAAAAUUAAAAGUUGAACUAUGAUGAUGACGUUAAAAUAAAAUAAUAUAUUCAACAAAUGAAAAUGUG
This is a messenger RNA of Melanotaenia boesemani (Boeseman's rainbowfish), 6445 nucleotides long. It is a transcript of the gene magi1b, whose product is annotated as membrane associated guanylate kinase, WW and PDZ domain containing 1b. Bases 487 to 5724 code for a protein of 1745 amino acids. Lineage: Eukaryota; Metazoa; Chordata; Actinopteri; Atheriniformes; Melanotaeniidae. Gene Ontology annotation, molecular function: protein binding. The transcript has 24 exons. Gene Ontology annotation, cellular component: cytoplasm. The record is from RefSeq and is a predicted model, not a curated record. Gene Ontology annotation, biological process: signal transduction.